Messenger RNA from Pyrus x bretschneideri (Chinese white pear), 1438 nucleotides. Its product is annotated as lanC-like protein GCR2. Gene Ontology annotation, cellular component: plasma membrane. Gene Ontology annotation, biological process: peptide modification; carbohydrate metabolic process. Bases 91 to 1320 code for a protein of 409 amino acids. NCBI's taxonomy places the organism in Eukaryota, Viridiplantae, Streptophyta, Magnoliopsida, Rosales, Rosaceae. The record is from RefSeq and is a predicted model, not a curated record. The transcript has 6 exons.
GCUCCAUCGCCGCUUUACACCGGAUGCAGUGAACCCGAGUAAACAGAGUAACGUGACUUCUCACUCUCGUUUGUGUGCGCGGAGAGAGAAAUGGCCGACCGAUUUUUCCCGAACGAAAUGCCAGACUUCUUGGCAGAGCCACCACCGGACGCGGCAGCGUCCGAAAGCCCCAAAGACUCGCUAACAAACCUCUUCCACCUUCCUUACAGAACACUCUCCGACAUACUCAAGAGCUCCGCUUUGGACCUCAAAGAAACGGUCGUGAGGCAGACGUGCAGUUUGGGUGGAAAGCGUGUGGAAGAUUAUAGUUUGUACACAGGGGCUCUUGGGACUGCUUUCUUGGCCUUCAAGGCUUACCAAGUUACAAAGAAUGAGAGCGAUCUUAAAUUGUGCUCUGAGAUUGUUAAGGCAUGUGAUUCUGCUUCUACGGGUUCCAGGCGUGUGUCAUUCAUAUGUGGGCGGGCUGGUGUCUGUGCCCUUGGUGCUGUUGUUGCAAAGCAUAAUGGUGAUAAAAUGUUACUUGACCGCUACAUAUCAAAAUUCAAAGAGAUCAAGCUGUCUAGUGAUCUUCCAAAUGAGUUAUUAUACGGGAGAGCUGGGUUCUUAUGGGCCUGUUCCUUUUUGAACAAGCAUAUUGGAAAUGGGACAAUUUCUACUACUCGCAUGAGAUCAGUUGUGGAUGAAAUUAUCAAGGCUGGUAGACAAUUGGCCAAGAAGGGACGAAGCUCAUUGAUGUACGAGUGGCAUGGAAAGAAAUACUGGGGUGCUGCCCAUGGAUUAGCAGGUAUUAUGUAUGUUUUGAUGAGCACGGAACUGAAACCUGAUGAGGUGGAGGAUGUCAAAGGUACUCUACGUUACAUGAUUAAGAAUCGUUUUCCAAGCGGCAACUUUCCUUCAAGUGAAGGAAGUGAAUCAGACCGUCUUGUGCACUGGUGCCAUGGUGCUCCAGGAGUUGCUCUUACACUUCUGAGAGCAGCUGAGGUUUUCGGAGAUCAAGAGUUCCUGCAAGCUGCUAUAGAUGCAGGGGAGGUGGUGUGGAACCGGGGUCUGCUGAAGCGAGUUGGCAUUUGUCAUGGCAUCAGUGGGAACACCUAUGUGUUUCUUUCACUCUACCGGUUAACGGGUAAGGUGGAAUACUUGUACAGGGCCAAAGUAUUUGCUUGCUUUUUACAUGAUAGAGCCUUAAGACUCAUAUCAGAGGGUACGAUGCAUGGAGGUGAUCGGCCUUAUUCUCUAUUCGAAGGUGUUGGUGGAAUGGCUCAUCUCCUUCUGGACAUGACUGAACCGUGUGAAGCACGGUUUCCUGCUUAUGAGCUUUAAGUUACUAGCCAUGUAAAAAGCUAGAAGUAAAUGGUUGAUGUUUACUUCUUUACGACAUUCUGAAACUUUCGUUUUGUAAAUAUUUGAAGUAAGUAAGAGUAAAAUGUUAAACUUGUAA